CUAAAACCGCACAAUCAUCGAGUUUUAAACUGAUUUACUGCACGCUUAACAGUCUCGAAGCCAAUGAAAGUAUUCCACGCCUGACUGCAACUUGGCUUGUUUCGUUUUCUUUGAUUAAUUGUACCCAUUUUGCAUUGUUUGUACGAUCGGCUCAAUAUAAAGGUUCUCGUUUCGUGACGCGAAUAAUUCCAGCAUUCGUGCGACACAAAACACUGGAACGGUUAUAAUUAUCUUUGGUCUGACGUAGGUUGUUUUACACCCACGCAAUAGAAAUUGCAGCAAUAAAGAACGGCGUUUAGAGGGCAGGAGACAUUUUCUACGGUGACACCAUGAAGACACUGCUCACCGCAUCUGUUUCUGGAACUUUGCCGUCGAAGGACGGAAAAGACAAUGAGGUUAGUGGUUGAAAUAUUGUAAUAUCCAAGCCUUUUUGGUUGAUUGACCCGUACCUCGCCAAGCCACAAACACCAAUUCCCCCGAGAAAGUUUUAAAAUCGCUCAUCUUUAACAACAACGCGUAGGGUAACUAUAAACUGAUAAACCAAAACAUUGAGCUGUCCUUUAAUGGCGAGGUUAUUGUCAUCAGGUUGACAAACUAAGAAUCUUUUUGUUUUGUUUUGUUUUGUUUUUUUCUGUUGCUCUGCAAAAAAUGUUAGUAGUAGACAUCCCUGUAUUUGGAGAUAUAUUUUCGCAAACGAAACCAUUCAUUUUUAAGUAAUCAGAACAAGUUCCUUUACCCUGAGCGCUGCUGCAAGGUAAGGUAGUGCCUUUUAACAUUAGUUAGCGGAAACAGCUUUUGAUAUAUUUUCCCCAUUAAACCGGCGAAGUCGGAUGCUGCUGACUUACAUCAACUUAUACAAUUCUUUCAUGUCCUUUAGGCAUACAAAAUCACAGUCAUGUUCUCGGAUGGCAGCAAAACCCUGCUACGCAAAAAAUACGAAGAAUUUGUUGAUUUGCAGGUUUGUUUACUUCUCUAGCAGGUUUUUGUAUUUGAUUUCCGAGUACUUGCAUGAUAUUUAUUAACGGGCGAUUAUGCUAAAUCUUGAUCAUUGUUAAACACCUAGAAUUCAAUGCUUUUUAAUUGUUUGUUUAUUUUGAUUAUUUGAAAAAAAUCUCGUUACCUUCAGGAAGAAAACAGCUUAACGCAAUCUUUGCUCACUUAUUUCAUCGUUGCAAGCUUUACCUAGUAAUGUUAAUUGCUCACAUCAAAUCAAAGUUACUUGAACUGCAGAGAUAUCUAGUUCAGUCAGCCGUACAUAAGUUAUGCAAUAUACAGCUGUAUGAUAACAUCAUGCAACAUGCAACGUCAGUCAAUAGUCAACGAUAUAGCCAGCUUAGGUCUUUCUUAUGUACCUAUCUUAAAACAUUUCGCAUGUACUUAGGAAACUUGCUUAAAUGCAUGACGGAUUAGACCAGGGUUGAAAUGAAAUUUUUACGAUUGUUUCUUGGGGGCAUAGAACAAAGAAUGCAACACGUGCCAAGCAGUACAAUGUCCGGCAAGGGCCAAUCAGAAUGCGAGUCCAGCAGUAUCCAGGAUGUUUCUCACGUGAACCUCAUUUAACGUCGGACGUAGACUAGUUUUCGUAGCAAGCGUUUCCUUUGGGUUUCGGAGAAAAGAAAGACCAGGGAACGGGAUUUUCGGUUUUGGCCGCGCGAAAAAUGUAACGAGAGACAGAAAAUGAAAGAGGGCGAUGGGGAGGGGAAGGAAAGAAACCCUUACCUUUCGUCCCACCCCCUACCUGCUCUUUUACUCGCGCAAGUUUUCGCCCGGUCUUUGACUCUAGUUCCUCGUUCUUUGCUCCGAAACCGCACGUAAACUCUCGUUACGCAGGUUAGAUGCAGCAGCUAACGCCUUAAUGACGUUCGGCACAGACAAAUUUAAACUCUCUGUUUUGUUUGUUGUUGUUGUUGUUUUUUUACUACCAUGCGUACGUCUGACAUUACAUGUUAAACAACGGGCCCCUGUGGCUCAAUGGUAGCGGAGCAAUCAGAACUUCUCUGUUAAGAGAUCUCGGAUCAGUUUUUCUCGAAGUUGCCUGGGUCACUUAUUGAAGAAAUAUCAUUUUCAUGCUGUCCUAAGCUUGAACACAAACCCAGAAACAUUUCAAUGUUGCUUUCUACUAAAAUUUUUGUUUGUAUUAUUUUUCGUCUGACUCUCGUUUUCUAACUUCGCUAUUAGGGAAAACUAAAUGCAGCUUUACCGUCCUGGAACACUGCAAAAUGUGGACGCAUUUUGCUGUUUGGUCUUGCUGCCAGCUAAGCCUGUAACGCCACAAAAGUACCUGGACAUGUUUUGAACUUUAAUGUUGAGUGGGCUUUAUUCUUUUUAUCGAUUGUUUCCAAUUGUAGGUAACAGUUUAUGACUUAUUAAAGCAAAAAGGUGGCUAUUCGAGGAAGACGUCUCGGAGCCUUGUCUCCAGCUUACCAGGUAUGUAAGGUAACAGAUAGCUUGAAGGUUUACUAUGGGACAAUAACUUCAAACAGCAAUGACAAAAAAAAACACAAAGGCUCUAUGUCACACACGAACUGAUUGGCGGCUCAAUUAAUUGGGUACAAUUUCGGGGCGAAAGGUACGGAUUCGUUUUCCUACCGGCCAAAACUCAGAGUCUUAAGAAAACUGACGAAAAGAUACUGCCGUUAGUAUCACAUCUGCAAAUGGACUAUCAUAAGAGUCUAUCAACAUCAACACUUAAAUUGGAGGCCAGCUCUCUUGCGUUCGCCUCAACGAAAUGUGGUUGAAGCGUUCUAAAUGAAAUUAAGUACGGCAUGUCUAUUAAAUUCUAUUUUUUCCCUUGUGCGCGUGCGCGAUGUAACUGAAUCCUUAAGCUUCUUUUUUUUGCAGAACUCAAUUCGCCUCUCUCGAGAAUUAUGUUCAAGGACAAUGAUUUGAAGAAGAUGGGAAGAAUAGACGAGUUUAUGAGGGUAAAUAGUUUGGAUUAACGAUGAUGUUUAACUGUCUGGCUUAGUUUAAGGUGUUAGAAGGCACAUCAUUGCUCAUUUCGAAGAAGAAUAACUCAGUACACCUAGUUAUUUAGGAAGGCAUUUUACAUAGAGCCUGUGUGUGGUGGUCAUUUUUUGGACUGAGACAUAUAUGGCCCCAACGAUGUCUGACAGUCUAAAAAGGGCUUUGUAGCAUAACAGACAAUGAGGAACCAACAAAGUGCUUUAUUUUUCUAGGAAAUGUUGACCCUUCCAACUGUGGUAAGAGAAUCAGAAGCAGUCAUGAAAUUUUUUGGUGCCUUCAUGGAACAGCAAGAAACUUCUGAACGGUGAGGUUACAUUUAAUUAACAUCUGAUUUCACAGAUUAGAGCUAACCUAGGUAUAACUUGCCGAUAAAUUUUGCUAUACGUAGUCAACUCUCCUAGUUCUCUUAGUCAGCAUAAAGGACAGCGUAAUAUAACACUACUUCAAGUUUAUUCACACGUUCUUAGGCGGGAAAAGAUUGUUUGCUUGGCAAUGAGUUUAAGUUAUCCCUCUCUUGAACAAGCUGAUCCUUGGUAUUUCAAACAUGAUAAGACGCCUACAAGGCCAUAUAUUUGACUAGAUAAUUGCUAACGAGACAACUUUUUCUUUAUCAAUUUUCAUAUCUAGUAAUGAGUAUGAAGAGGAGUUAAAGAAGAGCCAUAAAGAGGCGGAAUUGCUAAGUGGUAUGUAAAACCUUCCUGAUUGUGUUAGAGAUCGAGAGAAAGAGAACCAAUCCACAGCAAGGUCGUUGCUCACAAGAAAAUGCGAUAAUAUCUCUUUAAUAGGUCGAGGCCUCUACACUAUACCUGGUAAGAGCCCAGUGCCAAGUCGAAAGAAAAUUGGAUACAACGAUCCGUCAUGGAUGCCGGAAGACAUGCAUUUACUUAGCAGAGAAAGUAGAGAGAAUCUGUUGAAACAACUUAAUGAAAGGCGUCCAAGUAAACCAUUACCUGGAACAGAGAGACCGGCUUCCACUGCGACUGGUUCUCCUAGACCAGGAUUGAGACAUAGGCCGUUCAGCGUUGCUGUUGGCGUUGCAGACAUAUUAAAGGAGACCGUAGAAAAUAAACCAGAAAAGGCACGUUCCCGUAGCACUGUCACUGCACCUGACUAUCAGUCUCUUGAGAUAGACAAGCAACAAUCAAACGGUAAUCAGAAUUCUCCGGGUGAUGAAAACUCUGGUGAAGUUGAACAAACUGAAUAUAAGCAGGAGGAACUUCGCACCAGAAAGAUAUCAACCCAAGACGGACGAAGAAGCCCGAAAAAGAUUAAGUAUGUGGCAGUUUCCUCAUUUGCUGCAGAGGAGGACGGUGAGGUGUCACUUGAAGGCGGAGAAGAGGUCGAUGUACUGCAGAAAGAGGCCAGCGGAUGGUGGUAUGUUAAGAACGAGCUUGGAGAGGGGUGGGCGCCGAGUGCUUACCUUAAACCAGUUCAGUUAUCCAGAUCGACAUCUCCGGUAAAUCUAGAGCAGUCCCAAGAUGUGGAGAGUCAAGAACAAUCCAUCCAAAUAGACGAACAAAGCAAUAUCGACAAAGAGGAACAAAAAAUUUCCAGUAUCCAAGAAAAUCAGAAGGUACUAAGAUUAACUGUUCAAAGAAUUUUUUUUUUACUUAUUUUAGAACAGCCUUUCCUUGUUUAGUAAAAAGACGCGUGUAGAGGACAAGAACAAUCAAGUCUGGAUUACGCCUAAUUAAGACGCCGCGCGGUUUUCUUUUACGUCAAUGUGGUUAAAACUUCCGUAAAAUGUAUUUAUUUCUCACUCAAAGCGGUUUUUUCUUCGCCAAAAAUGCAUAAAUUUAGUAUACCAUUGCUAACAAAUAAAGCAGCAUUACUCAAAAAUUGAAACGUUGAUACUUCAUUAUAUCUAAUUGACGUACCUGGCCUUAAAUUGAGUGAUUCUCCCUUAGCUUUUAUUUAUAUCUUUGGCAAUUAUGAACAAAGAUAUAAACAAACACAACUUACUUAAACGAGUAAACGAAGUAGACCUACAAUUAAAACGAAAAGUAUUCGCUGCUUAGUCACGAAAUGGUAAUGAUCUCGCCGUGUGGGGGUUGAUUGUUUCGUUGGCAAAUAUGCUGAUAAGAUAGCGAGUUAUUAUAUUGCAUUUAAGGAAUAAAUGAUAAAUAUCAAAGGACAAAGCAGAGAACACAGUCACGAAAUUGAUGGUUUGUUCUCUCUUAAGGUUCGACCGUUAAUGCUAUGAAACUUCUAGGUCAUGUCAAACCAGAAGUGAAUAAAGAAGUAGAUUGGGCCAGAUUUUCAGCAUAAUAAAGUGUUAAUUUGAUAACAUGCCUAUUGCGGAAAAUGAUAUUUUAGUGGCUUACUAAUUGCUGAUACUAGUCGCCAUAGUGUCAUUAAAAAAAAAACCAAAUAAACAAAGCAUCUUAAUAACUAUCACACCAUGGCCAUCAUGAGAUUGCAAACGAAAAUUAUUUGCUGGUUGACGCCAUUUCCUUUUUGAUUAAGCCAUUUGCGGUAAGCGGCGAGGUAGGUGUCUAUUCAUAAAAAAAUAACAAAUGUUCUUCUUCUCUCACAUAGUCUUUGAAUCGAAGCAGUGAAGAAGGGACGCAGAAGGUAUCAGGCGAAAUGAAUCGUCGCGUCAAGUUUUUGAUGGUUGAAGGAAUCCAAAAGAGAAAAAAUCCAGAUAAAAAUUACGUAAGUACUGGCAAGUGUUUACCACCAGAAUCGUAUCGAUUUUCCAAGAUUAUCUCCAUCCUUGGUUUUUCAAAAAGUAAUCAAAUAAAAGUACUCUCUAUUCAUGUGUCAGAAUGAUUCGAAAUGCUAAAAAAGAUAGGGUACAAACCUAACUAAUUCAGUUUCUUAAUUAGAAGGCCGGACUUACUUUGAUUUUUGUUUUUAGGUUUAUAUUCUAAAGGUUGUAUGGUCAGAUGGGGCUAUCAACAUCAUAUACAGACAAUGUAGCGACUUCUUCUUUCUACAGGUAAAAUCAUCUUUAGAUGUUUUUUCAUGCAGUCCCUUUUCAAAAGAAGCCACCGUUGCGUGUUUUUCCACGAGAACGUUAUGUACGCGGAGAAAGUAUUCUAAACCGACAAGUUUCUCAUGGUCAUGUAAUUCAUUAAAAAUACCGAGAAAACACAUCAAAACCAAUACUACGGCGGUUUGCGUUUAUAAAGCCCCGGCUGCCUCCAACCUCCACAAGUUAACAAUAUCAUUACUAAAAAAUAUUUGCAAAUAUAAAUUGAUCUUUCUUAUCUGCAUCGUUUCUCAUUGAAUCACUCUCAAGACCUGUAUGAUUAACGAAAUUUGAAGAAAAAAAUUUGCAUUGAUGUUCAAAUAUCCAAUAGCUUUUAUUAAAAAAUGGAAUUGAAGAAAAGAAUUAAUAAUAAAAUGCUUAUUAAGCUCAUUUCUGUCCCCAAUGCGCUUUACAUCAUGAUGAGAAAAAGAGAAAAGUAAGAAAAAUCUCUAGCCUCACUUUAACUUAAGACGUCCCUAAAGUUAUAGAAUGUACCUACACAAUAUUAUUCUUCCCUUAGGAAAGUCUCAAGAAAGAAUUCCCAUCUGCCAUUGGAAAAGAAAUCCCAGUGCUUAAAGGUGAGAAUUGGUAUUGCAACAAAAAGAUCAAAAAUUGACUGUUGAAAGAUUAACGUAAACUUGAAGUAUUAAUAUUUUGUUUCCAUUUGUUUUUUAGGAAGGAAAUUUACAGAAAAUUGUCAGUUUUGCUUUAAGGAUGGAACAUGCAAAAGAAGGCAAUUCAUGAAUCAAUUUUGCCACGUAAGUCGUUUAAAUGAGUCAGCACCUGCAGACCCUUGAAAUCGGCAAGACAAAUUUUUUGUGUAUUUAUUUUCAAGGUGGUUUCUGAUUGGUUUAAAUUUCUUUUCUAUUUUUGAUUAGGAACUUGUCAACUCACCUGACAAAAUUUCUAAGUGUCAAGCUGUCAUGCAUUUCUGCAAGCCUCGUUCUAGUGACGUGCUUCCUCAUGGAACGUAAGUAACAUUCGUUAUAUGAUUUCACCAACCUAAGAAAGACACUAAAUUCUACCACAAGCUUUAUUUUUAGAAGAACUCCCACCAGACAAAAACCGUAGGAGUGGAGCGCUUAACUCACACAAAGAAAGAUCUGAAAUGUAAUGAGCAAGCCAUUUUUAGCACAAAGGCAAAGUUGUUAGACUAGAUCAUAAUUAUUAAAUUUCUGAAGAUUUAUAAUUCAUUCUUGCUUCUUUCUCAGAAAUGAAAAGGCCACUUCCAAGAACAAAGAAGGUGAGUCAGAUCUAAGUGAUUUUUAGUUGUUUUAUUCGAUCAAAAUUUGGAUAGCCUCUAUAUUCAAGUAUCCAUAAAAACGAAAAGGAAAUAACAGUAUCUCCGUAUUGCAGGUGACGGCAGCGACAGUGUUUCCAUAUCAGGACCUGUGGUAUUUGAACAGUAUAUAGUCAUUGCUGACUACCAAAAGAAGAACAGGAACGAUAUUUCUCUGACUGCUGGAGACACCGUUGACGUCGUCGAAAGAAAUGAAUUAGGUGAGAAUGCCGCAAACACCAUUAACAAUUUUUAACAUGGAAAACGUUACUUUUGACGAGUUCUUCCAACACACUUGAAUUCUAAUAUCACGGAAUUAUUUGCAUUUACUUUUGAUGAGUGGGUUUCCGAAGUGGUUUUGCCUAUUGUUAGAAGGGGGUGUUUACUCUAAGUUCAUACUUGCAAUGCCCCCACGCUUACUGUUAAGCCAAAAAUCACAGAAAAGCACCGUCCCAGGAUUUCAGCACAAUGGCUUUAAAUAAUAAUCAUCUUAACGUAAAAUUGCUUUUUGCCAAUAACAAAGUGCGCAAUAAAAUUUUAUCCGGCAAUGUUAAAUAACCAUACUGCAGGUUAAAAACUUUAUUGGCGUGAAGUGCUAGCUGCCUAUCUGUGCUUCAGUAUUUCGUAGUUUUCAAAACUCAGCGUUUACUAUAUCUCCUUAAACCAUGCAGGUUACAUCAUAACAACUAUUUGAACCUUUUUUUAAGGUUGGUGGUUAGUUGACCGUGAAGGCGAGUUAGGCUGGGCUCCUGCUUCACAUCUGGAGCCUACUGAUGAUGGGGCAGAGAUCACUUCCUCCAAAACCUACGCACCUGGUCAAGGUAAGCCGAUUGCACAUAAAUUUUGAAUCAGGAACACGGAUUUUUUACAUGUUUGAACCAAACCAUACAACAGGUGAGUAUUGGCAAGAGUCUUCUGUGAAGCGAAACCCUACUGUAUUCACUAACAAGACCACCGCCUUAUUACACCACCUGUGAACAAAGGGCCACUUAUUCAUUUUCUCAACAGAAACCUCUUCAACACGACCACGUCGUCAAUGCGAAGAGAUUCGAUUGCCCUUAGGUGGUUCAAAUAACGGCGUGUUAUUGUACUAAUUAUCAAAUAGAUUACUGGAGACAUUCAUGUUUAUUUUCAUCUUCUGCAGAGGAGGUGUACCAAUCUGUGCAGAGCUUCAAAGCAAGAGCUGAAGAUGAACUCUCUUUCGAUGUUGGUGUUAUGUUGAAAGUUGUGGAAAAAACUUUGGAUGGAUGGUGGCUCGUCAGGUACACGAAAAUAAAAUUUCCUCUAACGUUUCCUCCACAGUAAAACAUCUUUGAGCAGUUCCAUUUUGCCCACAUAGGAGUAGAGUAGGAACUAACCUGGCAGUAUUUUCGGUUUCCGUAUUUUCUGAGUGUUGAGAAAUUUGCUCCUUACCAAACAAACCCUCAAUUUGCAGAAGUCUUAGUCACCUGGACUGUCUUUGCCAAUCCGGCAUGGUUGGCCUUACUGUAGCCAAAAACCCCGCUGUCAUAGUCCGGAGACACGCAGGCUCCAUCAACAUGAUCGUCAAUGAGACGAUCCCUGGGUGCAAAAAAGUAGAGCAUAGCUAAUAGUUAUUCAAAUAUGUGUACUCCUCGCUUAUGUCACUUUACGUUCUUUUCUUCGUUUUAGUUAUCGGGGCGACCAAGGGUGGGCGCCUGCCAUGUUUCUGAGAAAAGUAUCUGGAGGUGAUUCCUCCCCUACAUCCAAUGGAAAAAUGGACGUAUUGGAUAUCGUUUCCUUUAAUGGAGGUAAAUUAUGACAAUUUACGAUUCUUAGAUUCAUUUCUCCAACCUGAUAUUAGUCUGUUAUUAUCCAAAUAGUUACAUUUAGGUAAGGAUCUUACCAAUUUCAAAAGUGACAGAAAUUGAGCUAUUAUAUCAGUAACCGAAUGAGGUGUCCUUGGUUCAAUUUUCGCGAGGCACGGUACCCUAAGAUGGGUCUGAGGACGUCAGUAUUUUUAAGUAAUGACGUUCCAGUAGAAGUAAAGAAAUCCUGCGAAAGUUACACUGAAUAUCAUGUUCUAAUUCCUUUUGAUAUGAGAUCAUAUCAGUUCAAUGACUUACCUGUAUAUCUUUAAAUCAAUUACAGAUUCUGAAGAUGCCGAUGGAAAGCCAAUCAUGAGGACACCUCCCGCAAGGCGGAGCACGGUAAGAGGUCUUUCAAGGGCCAAUUAUUAUCAAGCACAAGAGAAAAUGUUUCACCUGUUUUUUCAACACCGUCAAGUCGCGUGAACCAACGAAGGUACAGGCGCGUUUUGAAAUCGCGACUCAAAGCUGUCUGGAUAUCAGAUGAAACACUUGUCGACUGUUUGAUAUGGUUUCUGAUAUAUAUUAAGCAAUAAUUCCUGAAGAAAUUUAAAUAUCGCUUUUCAAGGCCUUUACGAUCAGUAUCGUUGCUUUUGAUCAGUACAAGACCUUGAGCGUAUAUGCCACUGCUUAAAAUAAGACUGCUAAGGGUCCUUUUUCACUUCAGUGGAGAAAGCUGUCACCGUGAGACUAGAGCGAACAAAUGAGCAGAGAAAGAUGCUUGCAAGCGCGACAAACCUGCUCGUUGUUAGCACUUUAGCUACGAAAUGUCGACGAGUGGUAAAAUAUUUUUUUACUUUUAUCCAUUUUAGGUUAAGCGUACAGUCAGAAAAAAACCGAAGAGAAAUUCCAAUCCUGAAAUCCAUGAAACAACGAUACCAGAAGAUCAAGAGCCCUACACAACAGAAAAGAAAGAUCGCGCGAUAUCAGUACCAGCAAGACCAAUGACACCAACUGUUACAAAGAGAAUGCCACCACGUUCAAAAUCAAAUCCCUCUCCUCGACCCGCCUCAGGGGAGAUCCCGCAAUGGGCACAGCAUCAGACGUCUUUGGACUUAUCCAGCGGAUAUGGAACAUCUCCAAGCGGCAGUCUUUCGUCUCUUGCAUCUGAAGUUUUUACGCCUGAGGAAAAUUCUCCCCCUAUCAAAAAAUGUGCGACACUUCCUCGAUUCGAUCAUAUUGAAGACAAAGUAGUGCAGUCAGCUCCUUCUCCAACUAUACCUCGCUCACAAUCUGUUACAUCAAUGGCACAAUAUAAGAAGGAAAUGGAGGCAGCCGUGAAUGGUAGGCUACAGCCAAGCGGAAAGUCUUCAGGCCGAAGCAGCCCAAUUCUAGCACCGAGGAAGAUUUCCGCAACUAACAGACGAAGUCCAUUGGCAGGGUCACCACCACGAAUUCACGACCUCAGAACAUCGCACAGAGAAUCUGGCUCAGAUAUAGACUAUGAAAAUGGUUCAGAUUAUCGCAAUGACUUAGAUUCACCAAGGUAUCAAGUAAGCAGUAGCCAAAAUCGAAAAUCUAGUUCGCUUUACAGAGCUAUGUAUGCAUAUAUAGCUCAAGAAGACGGAGAAGCAACCUUUGAAGAAGGAGACUUGGUGGAGGUUCUUCAACGAAGCAGCAACGGCUGGUAUCUCCUAAACACAGAAAGUGGACUAGGAUGGGGUCCUUCAAAUUUCCUACAGACUGUAGAAAAUUAAACCUAAUCUACUGAAGAAAAUGACUGCAGUAACAGCAAGGUCCUUACAUGAUACUGCAAAACUAUUUUUGUUGUUUUGAUUCAAUUUUGAAAUUACAAACACUGAAAAACUCGUGUCCUAUGAUAAAUAAAUGCAGCAGCUUUAAUUGCUAGAUAUGUCGUUUUGCAUAACAAAAUUGAAGCGCGUCGCUCCAUUUGUUAAGUUUGAUCUAUUUAGAAAAAAAUGUGCGAAAAUCUCAUGCGAUCGAGAGGAUAUAAGAUCUAGGAAAAGGCUUGCAAAUAUACUCACUUUCCUAGUCGGCUAUCUAAAACUUCUAAACGAUGUCCAAAGUCCACUUUGCUGUUUACAUUCAAGACAAAGCUCCGCUUAGAAUUAUAGACCCCUCAAGAAAGACAUACUCCUCUGUAAUGCAGAUAAAAGGACAGAUACCCUGUCUUGAGGGAGUCAAUUGGUCGUAUUCAGUGAAUAGGAGACUAUACUUUUUACAAACAUUGUUUUUGUCGUUCAAGUAAGUAUCGAGUGAAACAAAAGAAUCUUUCGUUAAAAGAAUCAAUGUGCUUCUGGUUGGCACAUUAAUAUCAGUAGGUGACGUCAGUGUGUGUAUCGCCAUACGGCAAUAGUAAGAAAUCUAUAAUUUACCGAAAGAGAUUAGGUACCAUUGUAGUAAACCAAUGCGAGAAUUUCCGAGUCAGGAAAUUUGUAUAUAGAUUUAUAUUUUAACAAUUGAGUAAGAGGAGAAUGAAAAUCAGUGUACAGUUGUCUUUAAAUGUUCCUUAAAUUAAAAGAUUACAGAAAUAGAAAUAGAAGAAAAAGAACACCAAAAAAAGUUGAUAUUAUAGACGAAGUAACGACUGACUAAUCAAACCAUGUUUUCAGGUACUAUAUGAAGUUAACGACAAUGUCCAACUCAAAACUACGUGAGGACAAAGCGAUUUGAUUUAAAAUACUAUACAUUAUAUAAUUAAGUAAAGUUAUUUUUAUCUCAUUUACAAACAUGCAGCUAUAUAUCGUAUAUCCUAUGUAGAUCUUGUACGCAUCUGGUUAACUGACAUAUGGUCAAAAUAAUAAAGAAAAUCAAAAACAGAUUCCUGAUUUCUGAGUAGCCUGUU
This is a messenger RNA of Porites evermanni, 11849 nucleotides long. Lineage: Eukaryota; Metazoa; Cnidaria; Anthozoa; Scleractinia; Poritidae. The record is from the annotation of a GenBank genome assembly.